AUGCCUCGACGGCAGCCCCGCCGGGUACUACCAUCAGCGCGGAACCGGCACGGGCAGCAAGCGGUGGCUCAUCACUCUGGAGGUAUCGUUAGGUGGGGGGAGGGGGAGAGCGUGGCGGCUCGUGUGCUGUGUGUUGCGCGCCACUGCCGGCGUGCAUCGUGUGCGCUCACAUGUCUCCACCUGCUCGGAGCGCUCGGCGCCACUUGGAUGGUUGCGCUGCCGCGCAUUUCAAUGCUCGUUCUGCCACCCGUCUCCCCCUAUGGAAGCGAUUCCGUUUCCCUUGCCGUCCCCGCCGGCCCUUCCUCCCAUCCGAUCGCCUCUCCGUACCGCACACCAUUCAUGUUGCGCCUGCCCGCUUCGUUCCUAACCUUGCCGCGCGUGUGCGAACCGCCUUGUGCCUGCGCGCAGGGCGGGGGGUGGUGCUUCAACAUGCAGCGGUGCGUGCGGCGGAAAGUCACGGGGCUGGGCAGCAGCACCACGUGGCCCAACCCCGUGCCCGGCCAGCCUGGCAAAGCGGCGUCGCCCGGGGGAUCAGCGUCGGCGCUGAUGGGCGGCAUCGGGAGCGCGAACGCGACGGUAAAUCCGCUGUUCUACAACUGGAACGUCGUGCUCGUCAAGUACUGCGACGGCGCCAGCUUCGCCGGCAGCGCUGGCGCCGUGAAGCGCGGCGGCGCCGCCAUGUACGCCAUGGGCGCGGGCAUCCUGAAAGCCGUCAUCCAAGACCUGCUGCAGCAGCGCGGCAUGGCGGGCGCGCAGCAGGUGGUGCUGUCGGGGUGCAGUGCGGGCGCCGUGGCCGUGGCCAUGAAGUGCGACUCCGUGGCCGCCAUGCUGCCCACACCACUGCAGCCGUCCUUCAAAUGCAUCAUGGACGCGGGGUUCUUCCUCGAUGGUCCAGCGGUGAACGGCGACUACUACUUCCGCGGCACCAUACAGACGCUCUUCGCCCUGCACCAGAUGGAGGCCGGCGUGCACCCCGCCUGCGCCAAGUACUACGCGGCGCGCAACGAGACAUGGAAGUGCUUCUUCCCGCAGUACGGGCUGCACUUCGUGCGCACGCCGCUCUUCCUCGUGCAGAGCAUCCUCGACUACUCAGGCAUCGCUAAAACCCUCGCCCCAGAAACCAUCCCCGAGGGCGCUCCCAUCCGCGCAUGCAUGCGGCGCGGCAACGUGGCGGCGUGCCCAAAGAGCACAGCGGAUGUUCUGGCACGGUAUAGUCGCGGCAUGGAGCAGACGGUGCGGGAUGUGGUGAAGGAGCGCAACACGGCGGGCAGCAAGAUGAAGGCGUUUCUCUUCAGCGCCGUGGCGCACUGCACCACGGGGGAUGAUGCGUGGGCUGUCAAUAAACCCAUGAUGUCCAGCCGCGUUGACCUCCCACAAAUGCUCCGGCAAUGGAUUGUCUCUUGA
Molecule: messenger RNA, 1404 nt
Organism: Closterium sp. Naga37s-1
Lineage: Eukaryota; Viridiplantae; Streptophyta; Zygnematophyceae; Desmidiales; Closteriaceae
Source: the annotation of a GenBank genome assembly